Aphidius gifuensis is the source of this 1979-nucleotide messenger RNA. RefSeq names its product ATP-dependent RNA helicase DDX55. Gene Ontology annotation, cellular component: nucleolus. Bases 165 to 1979 code for a protein of 604 amino acids. The record is from RefSeq and is a predicted model, not a curated record. Gene Ontology annotation, molecular function: nucleic acid binding; ATP binding. Lineage: Eukaryota; Metazoa; Arthropoda; Insecta; Hymenoptera; Braconidae. The transcript is spliced from 4 exons.
UCAUAGUAAUAUUUUUUUCGACGAUAAUGCUGAUUUUGUUUUGACCAUCUUUCACGUGUCGCCAAAUCCAUUUGUGAAUUAACCUUAAAAAUUAAAAUAAUAGUCAGUUUGUUUAUUACAAGCCGCAUGUUUGUGUGUUGAUUGUUAAAAAAUAUAUAUUUAAAAUGUCUAGCAUUGAUAAAAAUCCUUGGAACAAUUUAGUUAUUAAAAAUAACAAAGGUGAAACAAUAACUAAUCCAAUUUUGCUGAGUGAUCCAAUUAAAAAAACCCUAAAAGCUUUAAAAUUUAAAUCACCAACCCCAAUUCAGGCUGCUUGUAUACCAAGAUUAUUACAUGGUCAAGAUGUUGCUGCUGAAGCUGUUACUGGAAGUGGAAAAACACUGGCAUUUAUAAUACCACUUUUGGAACUUAUGCUGAAAAGAGAAGAUCCUUGGAAAGAAACUGAAAUUGGUGGAUUAAUAAUAUCUCCAACUCGUGAAUUAGCAACUCAAAUAAGUCAAGUUUUAGAAAAUUUCUUAUCAAGAAUACCAUCAUUAAAACAAGUUAUGCUAGUUGGUGGUACAACAGUAACAGAUGAUAUUAAAAAAUUAAAAAAUAAAGCAAAUAUAAUUGUUGCAACACCAGGUAGAUUAGGUGAUAUAUUUGAAAAUUUUGAAGACACACUAAGACGUAGUGUUAAAUCACUUGAAUUUUUAGUACUUGAUGAAGCUGAUAGAUUACUUGGUCUUGGUUUUGAAGAUGAUUUAAAUAAAAUAUUUAAAAAAUUACCAUCUCAAAGAAGAACUGGUUUAUUUUCAGCAACACAAACAACUGAAUUAGCUGAAAUAUUUCGUGCUGGUUUAAGAAAUACAGUUGUCAUAAGUAUCAAAGAAAAUUCAAGCCUAUCAACACCAUUAACAUUGAGUAAUCAUUAUACAAUUGUUGAUGGUGAUAAUAAAUUAGCAUCAUUAAUUAGUUUUAUAAAAACAAAAGAUAAUAAUAUGAAAUAUAUGAUAUUUUUUUCAACAUGUGCAUGUGUUGAAUAUUUUAGUCAUGUUAUUGAUCAAUUAUUACCAUCAAUAAAAGUAUUAGCAUUACAUGGUAAAAUGAAAAAAAAACGUCAAAAAAUAUUUGAUGAAUUUCGUUGUAUUAAAUCUGGUAUAAUGGUAUGUACUGAUGUUAUGGCUAGAGGUAUUGAUAUACCAGAAGUUGAUUGGGUAUUACAAUAUGAUCCACCAUCAGCAGCAAGUAGUUUUGUUCAUCGUUGUGGUAGAACAGCUAGAAUUGGUAAUGAAGGUAGUGCAUUAGUAUUUUUAUUACCAAAUGAAGAUGCAUAUAUAACAUUUAUUAAAAAUAAUCAAAAAGUUGAACUUGGUGAAAUUAAAAUUGAUAUUGAUCAACAAAUUAUUGAUAAAUGUAGUAAAAUAAUGAAACAAAUACAAAAAAAAGAUAGAGUUUAUUUUGAUAAAGCAAAUCGUGCAUUUGUAUCAUAUAUACAAUCAUAUCAUAAACAUGAUUGUAGUAAAUAUUUAAUUAAAAUUGAUGAAUUAGAUUUUGUUAAAGUUGCUAUGGGUUUUGGUUUAUUAAAAAUGCCACGAAUGCCAGAAACAAAAGGACGUGAUUUAACUGGUUUUAUUGAGGAUGAUAUUGAUUUUAAUACGAUAUCAUAUAAAGAUAAACAACGUGAACAAAAAAGAUUAGAAAAAUUGAGUGUUUAUCAAACUACUGGUAUUUGGCCAAGUAAAAAUAAGAAAAAAGCUAAACAAACUGAAUCUUGGUCUGAGGCUAAACAAAAAAAAAUCAUAAGACAAAUAAAAAAAGGUAAAAAAAAAGAAAAAAUUGAUAAACGUGUUAAAGCUGGUGGUCCAGCAAAACCAAUUAAAAAAAAGAAAGUUAAAAAUUUACAAGAAGAUAUUGAUGAAAUUGCUAAGGACAUUGCAUUGAUUAAAAAAGAAAGAAGAAAAAUUACAAAAGAAGAACUUUAUGAAGCUCUGGGUUAA